Callorhinchus milii (elephant shark) is the source of this 4288-nucleotide messenger RNA. RefSeq names its product leucine-rich repeat flightless-interacting protein 2. The transcript has 27 exons. The coding region runs from base 239 to 2284 and encodes 681 amino acids. NCBI's taxonomy places the organism in Eukaryota, Metazoa, Chordata, Chondrichthyes, Chimaeriformes, Callorhinchidae. Gene Ontology annotation, biological process: regulation of transcription by RNA polymerase II. The record is from RefSeq and is a predicted model, not a curated record. Gene Ontology annotation, molecular function: RNA polymerase II cis-regulatory region sequence-specific DNA binding; DNA-binding transcription factor activity, RNA polymerase II-specific.
GGAGAGGGCCGGGCCGGGGGCUGCCGACAGCUCGGGGCUGACCCUGGGGUCCGAUGGCGAGGCAGCAGCAGCCGACCGGAGGGCGCUGAGGGUCGCGGGGACACCGGGACUGCGGCAACCGCCGGGACACCGAACCGGAGGAAAAACGGAGGGGGUUUUGUUGUGUUGAACACGAGUUAAAGCAACCGAGCAGAGAGGCAGAGAGAGAGGGAGAGGGAGAGAGAGAGAGAGAGAGAAAAUGGGGACUCACAUACCUGUGAGGAAAAGGAUACCUAACAGAGAGCGCCUGUCUGCAGAGGACGAUGCCCUGAAUCAGAUCGCCAGAGAGGCUGAGGCCAGACUCGCUGCCAAGCGGGCAGCGCGGGCAGAGGCCAGGGAGAUCCGCAUGAAAGAACUGGAGAGACAGCAGAAGGAGAUUUACCAGGUUCAGAAGAAAUAUUAUGGGCUGGAUACAAAGUGGGGCGACAUCGAGCAGUGGAUGGAAGACAGUGAGCGAUAUUCUCGUAGGUUCAGAAGACUCCCUUCGGUGUCAGAUGAAGAUGAACGGAUGUCAGUGGGUAGCCGUGGCAGCCUGAGGUCAGAUCAUGAGAGUGCUGGGGUCUACGGAGGGGCUGGACAGGCCCCCGAAAAGACGAAAAAGAAGAAGAAAUCCAAAGCAACCAAUGGCUAUGAUGAACUUUCUUACACCUCUGGCCCAAGUAAAAAGUCCAGUAGGAGCUCUAGGUACAGUGACGAAAAUCUUAGACCCUCAAAGAUGUCUUCCAGAACGGAUGCUUUGGGCAGCUACCACUUCGACAUCAGUCAACACACCCCAGGCCUAAGCUCCAAGUCCCACUCCUCAUCCCACAAUGGAUCCCGGGCGUCGCUGUAUGAGGAGGGUGCGUACAGCGGGAAUCGGCGCUGUAGCGCCUCCAGCUCCCGUGCUCCCUCAGAGUACAGCUGCUUUUUGGGCUCAGGAUCCCGUGCCUCGUCCCGCGCCAGCUCGGCACGUGCCAGCCCUGUGGUUGAGGAGAGGCCUGAAAAGGACUUCGGAGAGAAGGGUUCUCGCACCACAUCCAGCCUGUCUGCUGCCACCCUCGCCUCUCUGGGGGGCACCUCCUCCCGGAGGGGCAGCGGCGACACCAUCGCCUCCGUGGACACCGAAGCAUCCAUCCGCGAGAUCAAGGAUAUUUUUGAGCUAAAGGACCAGAUUCAGGAUGUAGAAGGCAAAUACAUGCAGAGCCUUAAAGAACUUAAGGAUUCGCUGGCAGAGGUGGAGGAGAAGUACAGGAAAGCAAUGGUGUCCAACGCUCAGCUAGACAAUGAGAAGAACACUCUGAUGUACCAGGUGGACACACUGCAGGAUGUGCUUCUGGAGGUGGAGGAGCAUCUGGCUGAGAGCAACAGGGAAUUCCAGGAAAAGGCCAAAGAGUUAGAAAGAGAGAAGCACGCCCACAGCGUGUUACAGUUUCAGUUUGAGGAAAUCAAAGAGUCUCUGAAACAGAGAGAAGAGAUGUUAAUGGAAAUCAAACGGCUGACCCAUAGCAAAGAGACCUCUGCCAGGGAAAUCUCUGACCUGCAGGAAACUAUAGAGUGGAAGGACAAGAAGAUAGGGGCCUUAGAAAGGCAGAAAGAAUACUUUGAUACCAUCAGGAGUGAGCGGGAUGAGCUCAAGGAUAUGGUGGUGAUGCUAAAGGAAAAAAUUAAGGCCCAUGGGCUGGUGGUAUCCGAAGUGUUAAAUGGGGAUGGGGGGAGGGAAGGUGACUCACACACAGACCCCGCGGAGGUGGCAUCUCGGGACGCCGCGCCCCAGCUCCCGAACUGCCCCGACGGACCAUUAGAUUUUAGGCUGAGAAAAUUAUUAGAUGAAAGAGAUGUACUGUUAGAACAGGUUAAAAAAUUAAAAGCACAGAUUGAUGAUAAAACGAAGAAUGGGAAAGUGGAUAAUGUCAUGUCGGAUGAUGCAAUCUUACAAAACGGGACUGACCUGCAGAUGAUUGAAGUGCAAAGAGAUGCCAACAGGCAAGUCAGUGAAUAUAAAUUUAAACUCGCAAAAUCCGAACAGGAAAUAAUCGCUUUGGAACAAAAUAUAAUUCGUCUUGAAAGUCAAGUGUUGCGCUACAAAGGUUCCGCAGAAAAUGCAGAGAAAGUGGAAGAUGAUCUCAAGGCAGAAAAACGGAAACUCCAAAGAGAGGUACGUUCGGCACUGGAUAAAAUCGAAGAGCUGGAAAUGAGCAACAGUCAUCUGGUAAAGAGACUGGAGAAGAAGAAAGCCAACAGGAGUGCCCUGCUUUCUCAGCAGUAGCAGAUUACUUCGACAAUCCAUGGCGCCCGUUGGAUGCCUGCAGUGUAAACCUUAUAAAAGUUUCCACGAGACACUUCCCUGUACCACACACACACACAUAUGCACACCGCUGAUGAGAAAAAACACAUAAAAUGGAGAAAAAACCACAUAAAACGGAAAAAAGCACGCACGUUUUCCGACUAGCCACUUUUCACUCUUGUUUCUGAGACAGUUUCAAGUCGGGACCUCUGCCGGAGAGCAUUUAGUCUAGGUGAUUUAGCUUAACUUUUAACAGGAAGUUCUCUCCUAAGCAGAGCACUGCUUUUUUUUGUUGUUUUAAAUGUAGGUUAGCCGUUGUGCAGAGAGCACCGAUUCACUGCAUCAAGUUACCGAUUUUAAGCAGCAGUCUCUGAAGUCACUCCGAGCAUAUUAUAUUUAUUUGUGGUGCAGGAAGGCUGGUCUGGUCUCGACAGGUAGAGGGAUUGGGAGAGACCGUGCGUUUUGAACCCAUCGAUAAUGUGGGUUGUGUCGUUGCUCUCCCCAUAGUGUCCAUAUCUAUUUUAUAUUCUUGCCACAUUUUGCCAAAGUUGUUUGGCUGGAAACCACAACUGAUGUUUUUUGCUUCCGAAAGAAUUUAUUGGGAUGCCUGAAUCUCUUUGGAGAAUCGGAACAUUGAAUCGCAUGAAAUCUCCUGCCAUCCAGAUCGCCAGCGACUGGCUGCUCAGCGUGAUGUCCCUUCCAACACUCGCGACACAAUGACAGUGUUGAAGUCUAUUUUAAAAUGCUGCAAUAAUUGAGGAUUGACUCAAAAUUUAAAACAUUGCUUUGAGCUUAUUUAUACAGGGGAUUAGCAAAUCGUUUCAGCUAUUAAAAUGAAAACCUACUUUGAGUGAUGUUGUACAGACUAGGGUGGGGUGGUGUGGGUGGGAGGGUGCAAAGAGGGGGAGUGAGAGAGAAUGCUGCUUCAAACUGUAUUUUAUAUGGAAGGAAGAGUCGAGUAGUUUAAAAGAGUUUGCUCUUAACCUGUGAGAAACCUGUGGCAGAGGUGUGCUCCAGCAAAUGAUUGUGUUUCCACUACAAUGCACAAUAGUAGGUGGUUGUCCUUGGGUUGGGGUAGGUAGAGGGAUCUUAAGAAAGUAAUGAAAUUCAGGCUUUCACCAAAAAGAUCUGAUCAUGUGCCAUCCGCUAGGAUUUGGGCUUGAGUUUAACUGGCAUCACUACAAGGAAUACAUGGGAGGGGGGAAUGGGGAUACCAGGAGGGUACAUGAUGGGAGGAGGGGGCUGUUCGCUCUGGGAUGCAGUGCCUGGCAGCAAGGCCCAUUUCAGUGUUCGUUUCAUUUGCCGGUUUACUUGACCUUAACCCGCUGAAGAUUAAGUGCCAUCAGCAGUACACUAGUUCACGAGGUAAUAUUUUCCAACCCCCUGGUAGAAUGUCUCUGGUGACAUUGCUGAUCUUAUCUACAAAUCUUUGACUGAGCUAGAGAUACAAAUGCAACCAGACUUCUUGGUCUGAAUACACGAUCGGAAAGGUGAAAGUGUGUUCAAGUCAAGGUUGGGGUGGGGGGGGGUAAGGGCACAAUAUUUUUUGAUGCAUUGAAAGUGAACAGGACUGCUCGUUCAAUUUUAAAAAAAUGAAGUUUUUUCCAUAAUGGAAAAUGACAGCAGUAACGUUAAAAUGUUAAAUAAAACAGGUCUUUGGAAUGAUUUAAUAUAUGUACAUACUGUAGCUUUUAAAGAAAGAAUUACUUUUUUCACGCGUGUACGUGGCGGGUGUUCACUCAUGAACAGAUUGCAGAUCAGGCGACUUGCUGUUUGUUUUCCUUCUACAAGCAUGUUAAGCUUUCAGCUUUAGGAAGAAGAGUUGACGGAGUUAUUUCCUGUUUGGGUAUUUCACUGGUUCAUUGGAUUUUUUUUAAGAAUGAAGAGAUUCCAGGGUGUGAUCUGUUAAGUAACGGUUACUGCACACCACUGCUGUAUUAAUGGUGCCACUACAUUCUCAAAGGUAAUAAAGCCUUUUAGAGAGAC